CUUCCCUGGAACAUUUCCAAGAAGCUACUCAACAGAGCCAGUUCACCCACAGAGACUGACCUGAGAAUGAAUGAAAUCAAUAAACAGCUAGACCAGAUGAUCCCACACAGACGAUUCUCUGACAUGAACACCAUCACCAGUGCAGCCCACAGUGUGGUCACCAUUCUUAAUCCUCAGAAAACAUAUUGCAUUGGAGAUCAACUAGAUAUUCUCUUGGAAGUGAAAGAUCAUUUGGGCAACAGUAAGAAAUAUGGAGGGGAUUUCUUAAGGGCCAGGACUUUUUCCCAGGAAUUGAAAGCAGGUGCUAAAGGGAGAGUGACAGAUUUCAACAAUGGCACCUACCUCAUCAGCUUCCCUUUAUUCUGGGCAGGUAAAGCCUCUUUGUCUCUUCUGCUCAUCCACCCCAGUGAAGGGGUAUCUGCUCUCUGGAGAGCAAGGAGCAGAGGCUAUGAUAAGGUGAUUUUUACAGGUCAGUUUGCCAAUGGCACAUCCCCAGUCUUCACUGAAUGUGGUCUGGCUUUAGACACAAGUACUGAAUUGUGCCAGUACCUGGACUUCCGAGAUCAAGAAGCCUUCUACUGUGUGAAACCUCCACAAAUUUCCUGUGAUGCACUGAUAAAUAUGAAGACCAGAAAUAGUAGAGUUUCUUAUCUUGAUAAUGAGGAAAAAAUGCUUUUUCACAG
Messenger RNA from Gracilinanus agilis (Agile Gracile Mouse Opossum), 683 nucleotides. RefSeq names its product NXPE family member 2-like. The transcript has a single exon. The record is from RefSeq and is a predicted model, not a curated record. Lineage: Eukaryota; Metazoa; Chordata; Mammalia; Didelphimorphia; Didelphidae. The annotation marks the transcript as partial.